This is a messenger RNA of Populus euphratica (Euphrates poplar), 2385 nucleotides long. Its product is annotated as probable inactive receptor kinase At5g67200. The record is from RefSeq and is a predicted model, not a curated record. NCBI's taxonomy places the organism in Eukaryota, Viridiplantae, Streptophyta, Magnoliopsida, Malpighiales, Salicaceae. The transcript has 2 exons. The coding region runs from base 190 to 2178 and encodes 662 amino acids. Gene Ontology annotation, biological process: protein phosphorylation. Gene Ontology annotation, molecular function: protein binding; ATP binding; protein kinase activity.
CAACACUCUGAAUUUCUCCAAUCCCUCCUUCCACGUGACUUCCUGAAUCCCCACUCACGAAACACCCAGCCAUUCAGCCAGCUGCCCAGCAACACACUUUAAACCCAGACCCACCACCACCACCGACGACCAUCCCCGAUUGAAAGAAACACAAACACCAACACAACAUUCUCCACUUUCCACUUCACAAUGCCACUUACCAACCCACUCCUCCUCCUCCUCCUCCUGUCUUCCACCACCCUCACCACCUGCCUACUUGAGCAAACAACAGAACUUCUCUCACCAGACGUAGUUUCCAUUCUCUCUUUCAAAUCCAAAGCUGACUUAGACAACAAACUCUUCUACACACUUAACGAACGUUUUGACUGUUGUCAAUGGCAAGGCAUCAAAUGUGCUCAAGGCCGUGUUGUUCGUGUUGCCCUUCAAUCCUCGGGUCUGCGUGGCACUUUUCCUCCCUUCUCUCUUUCCCGGCUCGACCAACUUCGUGUGCUUUCUCUUCAAAACAACACUCUAUCAGGUCCAAUACCCGACUUGUCCCCACUUUUUAACUUAAAAUCUCUCAUUUUAAACCAUAACUCUUUCUCUGGUUUUUUCCCUCCUUCCAUUCUAUUACUCCAUAGAUUAACAAUUCUUGACCUUUCUUACAACAAUCUCAACGGACCAAUUCCUGUGAACUUAUCUUCUUUAGGCCGCUUAAAGUUGCUUAAACUCGAGUUUAAUCAGUUAAACGGGACUGUCCCUUCGUUAGACCUUGGACUUCUUUUUUUCUUUAAUGUUUCUGGUAAUAACCUUACCGGCCCGAUCCCUUUGACCCCUACAUUGUCACGUUUUGACACUUCUUCUUUCUCCUUAAAUCCUGAUCUUUGCGGAGAGAUUAUUAACAAGUCAUCUAAGCCACGGUCUCCGUUCCUUGACUCGUCAGCUUCUCCAAAUGCUAUUACGCCAUCAGGAGUGCCGUUCGGACAAAGUGCUCAAGCUCAAGGUGGGGUUGUAGUAUCUAUAACUCCGCCUUCGAAGCAAAAACAUGAUAGAAGUAUUGUUGUUUUAGGAUUUACUAUUGGGGUUUCCCUUUUAGUACUUUCUUUGCUGUGCAUUGGUUUUGUUCUGGUCAAGACACAGAAGAAAGAAAGACGAGUUGAAGAGAAAGAACAAGCAAUGACCGGGACUAGUUCUCCGGUGAGGAUUCAUUCGAAACCUGCAAUGCAAAGUGAAGUUGGAGAGAAGGGUCAUGAGACUAUAAAUACGGAAGCAAAAGAAGGGCUGGUUCAGCAAGUUAGGAGAGCAGAGAGGAGCGGGAGUUUAGUAUUUUGUGGAGGGAAAGCACAGGUUUAUACAUUAGAGCGGUUAAUGAGGGCAUCUGCUGAGUUGCUAGGGAGGGGUACGAUUGGAACUACAUAUAAAGCUGUUCUUGAUGAUCAAUUGAUUGUCACAGUGAAACGGCUUGAUGCUGGUAAGACUGCAAUAACUAGUAGUGAUGUGUUCGAGAGGCAUAUGGAUGUUGUAGGUGAGCUGAGACACCUGAAUCUGGUGCCAAUCGUUGCUUAUUUUCAAGCUAAAGGAGAGAGGCUUGUUAUCUAUGAUUAUCAACCCAAUGGCAGUCUCUUCAAUCUCAUUCAUGGUUCAAGAUCUACGAGGGCGAAGCCGCUUCAUUGGACAUCAUGCUUAAAGAUAGCAGAAGAUGUGGCAGAGGGUCUUGCCUACAUCCACCAAAUGUCGAAUCUUGUCCAUGGCAACCUGAAAUCCGCCAAUGUCCUCCUUGGAGCUGAUUUUGAGGCCUGCAUCACAGAUUACAGCCUUGCCUUGCUUGCAGACACUUCUUCUAGUGAAGAUCCUGAUUCUGCAGCAUGUAAAGCACCUGAGACUCGCAAGUCAAGCCACCAAGCCACUGCCAAGUCUGAUGUCUAUGCAUUUGGUGUCCUAUUACUGGAGCUUUUGACAGGUAAACAUCCAUCACAGCAUCCAUACCUUGUGCCCGCUGGUAUGUUGGCCUGGGUCAGGGCAGUGAGAGAUGAUGGUGGCGGGGAUGACAACCACCUUGGAAUGAUUACUAAACUUGCUUGCAUUUGUCGCUUGACCUCACCAGAACAGAGACCGGCAGCGUGGCAAGUGUUAACGAUGAUACAAGAGAUCAAGGACUGUGUGAUGGUGGAAGAUAAGGCAGCUGUUGGAAAUUCGUAGUUCCUUCGUCUGCUUUCACACUAGUGAAAGCAUAGAAAGAAACAGUAAGUCAAGGGAUCAGAACUGUCCUUUUGGAAGAUAUGUACCCACUUGAAGGAUAAUGGAAAGAGAAUGACGAUGCAAGCUAUAAGAAAUAACAUAAAAUGUUUACAACAUAAUUGUUAUUUAUCUAUAUUAUUGUGAUUUUUGUAUGUUGUUAUGCUUUUU